Molecule: messenger RNA, 2014 nt
Organism: Arabidopsis lyrata subsp. lyrata
Lineage: Eukaryota; Viridiplantae; Streptophyta; Magnoliopsida; Brassicales; Brassicaceae
Product: 26S proteasome non-ATPase regulatory subunit 12 homolog A
Exons: 11
Coding region: 509-1837 (442 amino acids)
Cellular component (GO): proteasome regulatory particle, lid subcomplex; nuclear proteasome complex; cytoplasm
Source: RefSeq, a predicted model, not a curated record
AAAGUUCUUCUUCUCGUUGAAUUUAGAAGACAAUUCAUACAAGAUCUUUCCAGUAAUCAUAGAAUCUCGAGACAAGGAGGUCACGAUCGACAUUAAAGGAUCCAGAAACUCUGGUUUUGCUACGAAAAUUCCAAGAUUUCGUGAGAUUUGGGCGGAAGAACGAACGACAUGAGUUUUUUGUUCAAUCAAUGGGAUCGGUUCGGUAAUUCUGAAUUUAAAUCAUACUAUUUAUAAGUAGACCGGGAUUACAUACCAAACCGGAUUGAGCUCAAAACAAUUAGUUUAUGGCCCAUUAGUGGCCCAUUUUAAAAGAUCCAUCGGCCGAAGAAUCUGAGAUUUCUUGUUCAAGGGGUUGGGAACUCCUGCGAUUUAUCUGUGCUCAGCUACUCCCAAAGCUCUCUCAUCUCUCUCUCGUCUCCUCCUUCUCCAUAGCCUAAAGCUUCUUUGUUUUGUCACCAGAGUUUCAACUACUCGUGCUUUGAGUUUGAUUCUCGUUGGAUUUUUCACGAUGGGAGACAGCGGGAAGCUUGAGGCGACGGUAGAUCGGCUUCUGAAUGAAGAGAAGCAGAUGAGACUCGCGGAAAACGUCGCCGGUACAAGGAAAGCCGCCACUGAGAUUCUUCAGCUUUGUUUCGAAGCUAAGGAUUGGAAGCUUCUGAAUGAGCAGAUUCUCAAUCUGUCUAAGAAACGUGGUCAGCUCAAACAGGCUGUGCAAUCCAUGGUGCAGCAGGCUAUGCAGUAUAUUGAUCAGACACCAGACAUUGAAACUCGGAUAGAGCUUAUUAAGACAUUGAACAAUGUAUCUGCUGGAAAGAUAUAUGUUGAAAUCGAGAGGGCACGCCUCACCAAGAAGCUUGCUAAGAUAAAGGAAGAACAGGGUCAAAUAGCUGAAGCUGCAGAUCUUAUGCAAGAAGUUGCUGUGGAGACAUUUGGCGCUAUGGCAAAAACUGAGAAAAUUGCAUUUAUCCUUGAACAAGUUCGCUUGUGCUUGGAUCGUCAAGAUUUUGUUCGUGCACAAAUCUUAUCUAGGAAGAUCAAUCCUAGAGUUUUUGAUGCAGACACAAAGAAAGAUAAGAAGAAACCUAAGGAAGGCGAUAACAUGGUAGAGGAGGCUCCUGCUGAUAUACCAACCUUGUUGGAGCUUAAGCGGAUUUACUACGAGCUUAUGAUUCGGUACUAUACUCAUAACAAUGAGUACCUUGAAAUCUGCCGUAGCUACAAGGCGAUUUAUGAUAUCCCUUCUGUAAAAGAAACACCGGAGCAGUGGAUUCCGGUCCUGAGGAAGAUCUGCUGGUUCUUGGUCUUGGCACCUCAUGACCCAAUGCAAUCAAGCUUGCUCAAUGCAACUCUGGAAGACAAGAAUUUAUCAGAAAUCCCUGAUUUCAAGAUGCUUCUAAAACAGGUAGUGACAAUGGAGGUUAUUCAAUGGACAUCUCUGUGGAACAAAUACAAGGAUGAGUUCGAGAAAGAGAAAAGCAUGGUUGGAGGUUCUUUGGGUGACAAAGCUGGUGAAGAUCUGAAACUGAGAAUCAUCGAACAUAAUAUUCUUGUUGUCUCAAAGUAUUACGCAAGGAUAACCUUAAAGAGACUUGCCGAGCUUUUAUGCCUGAGCAUAGAGGAGGCGGAGAAGCAUCUGUCGGAGAUGGUAGUGUCAAAAGCACUGAUUGCAAAAAUAGACAGACCAUCAGGGAUUGUGUGCUUCCAGAUCGCAAAGGACAGCAACGAGAUUCUAAACUCGUGGGCAGGGAAUUUGGAGAAGCUUUUAGAUCUUGUCGAAAAGAGUUGCCACCAAAUUCACAAGGAAACCAUGGUUCACAAAGCCGCUCUCAGACCUUGAAAACAACAUGUGUCUUCAUGAAACUUAUUUCAGGAUCUUCUUCGUUGAGUUAUCAGCAUCUUUAUGUGGUAAAAACUCGAAUCAGUGUUUCCUUUUAAAAAUGUACUAUGGUUGUGUACACUAACGAAGUUUUUUGCCACUUUUGGUUAUUUCAAGUAUUUGUUGUUGGUGGAUUAA